AUGCCUUCUAUGACAAGUCCGGCCGAGGUGGUGCGCAAAGCCAUAGCGACACCAUCUUCCUGUUCGCCAACCACUACCACUACGCUACAGGCCCUUCUGGCGCCCUCACUAGAUGCGCAAUCGAAGCCUACCAAGACGCCGGCAAAGACAACAACUCGCAAACCACCAGUCACAAGAACAACGAGGACCAAGGCAGCCCCUGCUGCAGCCGCUGAUGCGACCUACACCUUGACUGUGCAAGAACGAUACAAACUGGCCACAGACGUUGUCAAUGUCUCGCUGAAAGUCUUGAACGAUGCGACAAAGACGUUAACAUCUUCGUCCUCGCAAUCCUCGACCACCAAGAAGCUGCUAUCGUCUGGCUUGAACACAGUCGCCGAAUGCGCCCGCAUUGCCUUCUCACAUCUUCGAUCUGCUCGUCCGUCAGGCGAUGAAUCUCUACAGCUCGAGGCAGGCAUGCUUGCCCUGUCCACGAAGCUGAUCGCCCUGGGCAUGGACACACUGGCCAUGAAAGAGCUGCGCAUACUCAAGACGUGUAUACAUCGGAAGUCUGAAGGAGUCAGUCCGGUUCCUGCGACGGAAAAGGAAACUCUGGCCACGCUAUUACACCUCGAAUGUCACACAUCUGAUGUCAAGCUUCUGUCGCUGGCUAUCUCGUACCAUAUGAGCGUCUUACGACUCGUUGUGAACUCGGGUCGACCCGCUACCAUUGAGGCUUCGGUUCCCCAUCUAUUACCAGACAAUCCUAUUUCUGCCACCGCACUCAUACUACGAUCUGUCGAUUUUUCAGAAGACAGGAACAAGGGGGCGAAGCAGCUGGACACCCUCUCAAAGCUCGUUUUGUCCAUGUGUCCAUCACACUCGACCUCGACAGAUCAUGCUGCUACAGAUUGCAAGACACACACCUCUCCAGAUGUCGCCCUCAAGCUUCAGACCACAGCGCUUCUUAUCCAGAUGAAGUGGUGGCCAAUGGCCAGACACAAAGCAAAUCUGCAGAGAGAGAUACAUGAACCAUUGGUUCGAUACCUGGAGGCAUACAGAAGGCGCGCUGAGGACAAAGGGUCGCAGGCUUACAAAGAGNCCAUUGACUGCGUGAGUGCUCUUGUUGAGCUGGACACACCCAGAAGUGUUACUACGCCUCUGCCUUCAAAUUUGUACAAGGCGUUGAGUGCGCUUGCAGAAUCUUUUGGUAUGCAAGACGAAGCCUUGCGAUACAACGACUUCAUGUCGUCAGCGUCAGAUAAUGUCUCGGGUACCAACGUGACAUUACUCUGUACACUUCGAGCCAUGGCUCUCUGCCUCGAUUGUGACCACGAUCCAGAUCUGGCCAUACUGCAACGCCAGAUCUCGUCUUGCAGGUCACAAGUGGAGACUGACUCUAAAUUAUCUACCGUCUCAGUUGACGAAAUGCUCAUGGAGCUUGCUAAAUUGCGCAAAACAACAGUCAAGCUUUUGACACAUGACAAGGAAACGGAGACUGAACCUGGACUUGAUGAGCGUACUCUGGUACUAUGUACAAUCAGCUUUCUCUGCACCGAAAUUCUUCUCCGGUCCUUCCAGAGUACCAGUGAUGGCAAGGCGUCUGAAAGUGUAGCGCCGAAAUUGAUCGUCUCUUUCGUCAGCUCGACUAUAUUCUGUUGCAAGUUGCUGGUCUCAUCCUGCGACCAUAUCGAGACUAUUCAGAGAGCUCUUCAGACGUGCGGUCGUCUGUUGGAUAAAGAGUCGAAGUCUGAAGCAGAACAUCUAGUGGUCAACCUCUCCAACUUGUAUUGGCGCUGCUUUCAACUCUUAUCGUCAAAGACCGGAGAGUCAUCGCAAGAAGCCUUGAAUUCUCUACAAGCAUCAAUUGACAUACUACGCAAUCGCGCAUCGAUUCAUCAGGAAGCUGGUUUUCUAGCAGCAAAAUUAGAGAAAUUUGGCAGCAUAGCUAAAUCAUGCUCUAUCUUUACCGAAGCCAUCGGCGUUCAGCUUCGCUCUGGCGUCUUGCAUGAUGUUGCACAGACUGCAAAUAUAAGGCCACUUUCCAUCAUAUUACAGUCGGAUCGAAAGGCACAAAUGAUGAGACGCAAUCUCUUCGAAUAUCAUACAUCUGCAGCCAAAGAUUCUGCAAGUGUUGCCUUCUUCGACGAUGACUCUAUGAACUCUUUGGAACGCGCGACUUUGCUUGAGAUCCAGCUAGCUUUCUUCGAAGAAGAUCUGUUCAAGCCAUCACAUCGUAAGAAAGUAGCAGUGGAUAUGCAGUGUUUAUGCACCAAACUUCUGGAAUUGUAUGACCAAGAUAACUUCCCACUCCGCCGAGGACGUGUAUGCGCUCGGAUCCUCGGAUACGCGAACGAAUUUCCAGGUCUCACCAACGACGAGACUACGGAGGCCAUCAUGGCUAGCAAGAUCUUGCACAAUUCAUUCAAUCAAGACGAUGGUUUAAAGACAUUCGCACCUUAUUUGGACAUAUCUCUCUCCUUGGCGCAAGCAUUUCAUGCACAAGAAACUUCCGUCGAAUUUGUCAGGACAACGAUGCAGAAGUUGACAUCUUUGCUAAAACCUUUAGAUUCGUGGGAAUCAAUCUUGAAGGAAGUCGAUGACGUGGAUACCUUGAUAUCGAGACUGCAGUUCGUAGCUUCCUUUCUGGCCGUCAAGGGUCAAGACGAUCCGCGCCUUGAAACACUCGAACUGCUUUCGCACCUCAACCAUUUAAGACCUACACUGGAACCAUCAUUCAUCUUGAGUACCUCGGCACAACUCGCUCUGCAAUAUCUGAGUUUGGGCUACUCCUCGGAGGCAUGUCGCAUCCUCGAGCGAGAAGUAGCUUUACUGACACAGCCUAACGUUUCAACUCUGGCGAAGCUCGAAUGGCAUAUUGCCCAGGCAGAAAUAUGGACAACACUAGGACAGGCUAAUCUUGCGGCCAAAUCGAUGGCAUCUGCAACUGAAUGUAUGCACUCGUUCCCCAAAGUGGACCAAGCAACAAAAGUUCAUGCUCAAAUUGUACGAGCACGAUUUGCUUUCGUAUGUUCUUUGUACUCAAGAAGCAUAGGACAAAUCAAGCAGGCUGUGGUUCAAGCAAAACGCUACGUGUUGUCAUGUCAGCAGACAAUGACUUUCUUGGAACUACAACAUGCUCCGCGAGAUAACGCCUUGCCCUCUAUCAGUUCACAGGAAGAGCUUGCCAAUGCGGUCGACAAGCUUUUCAUUACUGAAUCUGGUCAAGCAUCAGAGUCAGGGCCUGCUACCAUCCAAGGCGCUGCGUUCUCUGCCAUUGUGCCAGAUCUGCUCAAUAGCUUUNUACAUCUCUCAGAUACUUACGCGCACCAGGGAUUACGAACGGAAGCGUCCUACUAUCUUGAUCAAGCAGAUGCCUUAGUCGAUCGCGUUGGAGUGCCCGAGCUGCGUACCAAGAUCUUGGUUCAACGAGAAGCUCAAGCCUAUAUUGAAGGCAUCGAGACCGACAAUCAUGUUGAANAAAGUGACUUGAAAGAUUCCGUCGACUUGGUCAAACUGGGGAUCACACGUGGAGACAUUUUUGCGGCAGACGAAGAGAACUGGGAACAAGCACAGCAGGAGUACGAAAAAGCCGAAUCUAUGGCCAGUCGGCUCGCAAGCAAGCGGUCCAUCGAGACACCGGGAGCUUCGAAGGUUCAACCCAAAGGUGCUUCUACUCAAAAUGGUAAGCGAGUUGUGACCAGAACCCCUGCACCCAAAGUGCCACCAGCAAAGACGCCUAAGAAAGCCAAUACCAAGGCCAAAGCUACCGUUAUCACUACUGCCCCAAACCAGGAGGACGUCCCCAUAACCAGCUUGUGUGCAGCAGCGCUCAGGCAACGUGGUCUUCUGUUGAUCAACCAGGGCGAAACCGAUCUUGGCCUUGAGCUUUUAGAGCGGGCCGAAUCUAUGAAGUAUGACACAACUCAAGAAGUUCUGCAGCAACUGGCAAUGGCAGAAGGGCUGCUUCGUAAAUUUGGGGACGAACUGGCUCUGGACUUUACCUUCAAUGUCCUACCUGAGUCGACCAUAUCUUUCCCUGCACUUUCAAUCGCAACCAGCAAANAGACGUCAACACAAGCUUCGCUAUCGUCGACGCCAAUGUCUCUUGCGAAUGCUCCCACACCUAAANAGACCAGUCGGCAGAAACGUGCCGACGAUGAAUUUGCUCGUUUCCUCUGCGAAGCACAGGAACGCCUUGUCAAUAUGCAGCGCCGAUCUGCAAGCACAGCUGGCAUGUCGGUCUUCCAUCAGCUUUGCGGCUUGGGCUCAAAGGCUGUCUUGUUACUCUCAGCUCUCAAUGCUAGCAUGCCUCUUUCUGGGUCAUUGCAUCCUACACGUGCAGCUUGCUCUAUCGAAAUGUCUCGUAUCGAGGCGUUCUCCCGAGAGUUGGACACUAUAGAAGCUGAGAAGGAGUUUAACAGCCACGAAUUUGAUGAACAAUCAGUGACUCAAGGUUCCAAUAGUCAUCUCUCGGCAGCAAGAUUCCAGAAGGAAUACAUUGACAUCAUCCCUAACAGCUGGACUGCUGUGUCAGUGACAUUGAGCGAGGACCACAAUGAGCUUUACAUUGUACGAUAUCGAGCAAAUCAUGCACCUUUCUUACUACGUCUGCCGAUGACGCGUAACAAGAUGCAGGACAUUGAAGACGACGAGGAGUCUCCAACAUUCGAUUUCGAGUCUGGCAAGGCUGAACUACAGGAAAUAAUUGAACUUUCAAACUACAGCUGCAGUAAGCCUCCUAGUUCCAUGACGGCAGAAGCCAAGCAGAGCUGGUGGGACGAGCGAGAAGCGUUGGAUCUUCGCAUGCAAGAACUGAUUGUGAAUAUUGAGAACAUCUGGCUUGGUGGUUUCAAGGGUGUAUUGUCACAGCACCGCAAGGAUCCAGAGUUGUUGGCUCGUUUCAGGAAGUCGCUGGAUGGCAUUCUGGACCGCCACCUUCCUUCCAGGCAAGGUACGAAAAGCAAGACCAAGAAGCUUGUGCUCGAUUCCAACAUUGUCGAAUUGUUUGUCGGUCUGGGAGAUGACCAUGAUGGUGAAAUCGACAUGGACGAACAAGUGCUCGAUCUUCUCUACUUCGUCAUCGAUAUCCUCCAAUUCAACGGCGAGCGCAAUGCGUAUGACGAAGUCGAUUUUGAUGUCAUGGCGACCGAGACUAUGGAUGCUUUGAGGUCCUACCAUGAAACGGCCAACUCAAUUGAAUCUGAUCAAAACCAUCUCAUACUCAUCCUUGACAGGAAACUGCACGGCUUUCCUUGGGAGAGCUUGCCAUGUCUCCAGAAUGUCAGUGUGAGCAGAGUUGGCAGCAUGCUUACGCUUCGCGAACGUAUCCUUGCUAUGCGCCGUCAGAUGAAGGAUAGCACUGAAGAGAAAUACUUUGUUAACAAGCAGUCUGGAACGUUCAUUCUCAACCCUUCAGGGGAUCUGUCAAGGACACAGACUACCAUGUCGCCAUUGCUUGACUCGUUGUCGACGUCGUCACGCUCAUCUUGGCAAUCGACCAUCAACAAGGCUCCCUCGGAANAAGAAUUCGCAACGGCACUAUCAGACAAAAGCAUGCUACUAUACUUUGGCCAUGGCAGCGGCAAUCAAUACAUUCGCAAUCGCACCAUCAAGAAACUGGACAAUUGCGCCGAAGUCGUGUGGCUGAUGGGCUGUUCCAGCGGCACAGUAACCGAACAUGGCGACUAUGAACCCACAAGUGUGCCACUCAGCUACCUCGUCGCUGGCAAGCGACAAAAAGACAUUAAGGAUACGGAUGAGGAGACCAAGGCUCAGCGCAACGAAAACAGAGAAGGUCUUUGUAUGGCUGUUAUUGCAACACUCUGGGACGUCACAGAUAAAGACAUCGACCGGUUUGCCGUUAAGACAGGCGAGCAUUGGAGUUUAUGGUCUUCUGCCCCUACGCCUUCCCCGAUGGAACUCGCACCACCCAAAACACCACGCAAAAGAGGCAGAUCUGUGCCCAAAACACCUUCGAAGACGCCAUCACGCACACCAGGCGGAAGAAGUAGAAGUCGUCUUGUGAUGAGAGACGAAGAAGGGACCAGAAAGAAAAGUCUGGUGGAAGCAGUGAUGUUGAGUAGAGAUGCUUGUAACUUGAAGUAUUUGAACGGCGCAGCGACGGUUGUAUAUGGUGUUCCUGUAUACCUUGGCGAUUAG
Aureobasidium musti is the source of this 6141-nucleotide messenger RNA. The record is from the annotation of a GenBank genome assembly. NCBI's taxonomy places the organism in Eukaryota, Fungi, Ascomycota, Dothideomycetes, Dothideales, Saccotheciaceae.